AUGACAUUUGAGCCAAUGACAUUAUUAUUAGCCCAUCAUCAUCAGCAUUGAAGACGGGAGAUAACAGCUGUUAAUGGUUGUAGAUAUAUCCAUGUCAUUACUGUAUCCGAAUGCAAAUAUAUUACGUUCAUAUUAUUAGAUGAGCAUCAAACCUAAGAGCCACAAGGCCAUGGGAGAUGGCGAGUGGAUGGCGAGGCUGAGGGCAUUUGCCACCACUGGCCGUUGGCCUUCAGGAGGUAAUAAACCAGCCCCAAGGCAACGGAAGUGGUAUGACCUCUACCAGAAGAUUGAGAAAUGCCCCAUGCAGGCCCAUGGACAGAGCACCCUCUUUGGAGGGUCCAAGGCCUGUAACUGUGGAUUUCACACCGUUAAGCAGCCUGCCACUCCUGCUGAAGCCCCACAGUCUGUGGCCUCAGACUCGGACCCUGGUGCGACUUCAGCAAGUGCUGCAGCGUCUGCCGCCACCCCGAGGUCUUUCCUGCGCCCCCCGCUGAGUUUGUCAAUGUUCACUAAAUCACGUUUUGGUGGGUCAAAGUCUGACUCACUAAAGCCCAAUUUAGUGGCUAGGAGGACCCCCAGCCCUUCUCCUCCUUCUCCAUCCUCUGUGAGGACCCCGAGCUCUUCUCCUCUUCCUUCUCCAUCCCCUUUGAGGACCCCGAGCCCUGCACCAUCCUCUGUGAGGACACCGACCCCUGCACCAUCCUCUGUGAGGACACCGAGCUCUUCUCCUCUUCCUCCUUCUCCUCUUCCUUCUCCAUCCUCUGUGAGGACCCCAAGCCCUUCUGUAAGCAGCAGCCUUGCAGUAGCCCCUGACGAGUCUGGAGGAGUUCCUUCAGCAGCUGCGGCGGUUGCAGCUUCAAUCUGGUUGCCGGGGGAACUGAGCAAGACCAUCCCUGUGCAGGACCACAGGUGGAUUGCCAGCACCCUCUUUCCCUCCGGUAAACUGCGGUCAGAUGUAAAGCUGUGGUAUGAGCCCCCUGUCCCAGCCCUCAUUUACCACCAAACCCCGGCACCCGACAGCUUCUUCCCCCAUCGGCUGAUGGUGUGGAUGCCAUACCACCUGUGGAAGGUGAAGGUGUCCUGCCCGGCUUGUGGGAAGCAGCUGACGGGGUAUGGUGUCCACAAGAGGGCUCGAAAAGUCCUAGACAUCGACGGGUAUUACCUGAUGGUGACAGAGACACUCAGGUGCACCGUGUGUUCCCUGAACUAUCUGUCGACCAGUCAGACUGUCCGGGACCAGCUGGACCUGCCCCACCAGAAGCUGUUUGAAAUGAUUCUGACCCGCAAGUGA
Messenger RNA from Micropterus salmoides (largemouth bass), 1291 nucleotides. RefSeq names its product vegetative cell wall protein gp1. Lineage: Eukaryota; Metazoa; Chordata; Actinopteri; Centrarchiformes; Centrarchidae. The transcript is spliced from 5 exons. The record is from RefSeq and is a predicted model, not a curated record. Bases 140 to 1291 code for a protein of 383 amino acids.